Messenger RNA from Cokeromyces recurvatus, 1624 nucleotides. Its product is annotated as alcohol dehydrogenase. The record is from RefSeq and is a predicted model, not a curated record. Gene Ontology annotation, cellular component: mitochondrion. Gene Ontology annotation, molecular function: metal ion binding; alcohol dehydrogenase (NAD+) activity. Lineage: Eukaryota; Fungi; Mucoromycota; Mucoromycetes; Mucorales; Mucoraceae. Bases 34 to 1482 code for a protein of 482 amino acids. The transcript has 6 exons.
UUCUCUAUAACUUAUUUCAAUAAUAUAGUUGCAAUGGCAGCAGCAGCUUCACGUACAAACGCUACACGUCUUUUAAGCUUAAUUCAAUCUGGGGCUAGCAGUUGUCCUUGUCACUCUCACGCACACUCCCAUAAUGCUAAUCUGGGUGCCUUUUCCAGUUUGUUAAAAUAUGGUCGUAACUAUGCCAGUGCCAAAGAAACUACAGACUAUGCCUUUGAAAUGGCUGCUAGUAAUAUUCGUUUUGGUCCUGGUGUUACUAGUGAAAUCGGUAUGGAUUUAAAUAACAUUAAAGCAAAGAAAGUUGCUGUUUAUACUGAUAGCAAUAUUGCCAAGCUUCAUCCAGUUAAAGCAGUUAUUGAAUCACUAGAAAGACAUAAGGUCAAUUAUGUUCUUUAUGAUACAUGUCGUGUAGAGCCUACAGAUGGAAGUUUUAAAUCUGCUAUUGAUUUUGCACGUAAGCAUAAUCCUGAUGCAUUUGUUGCUGUUGGUGGUGGUUCUGUUAUUGAUACUACGAAGGCUGCAAGUCUUUACAGCGCUCAUCCAGAAGCUGACUUUUUAGAUUUCGUCAAUGCUCCUAUUGGUAAAGGCUUACCUAUCAGAAAGAAGUUAAAUCCUUUAAUUGCUGUUCCUACUACUGCUGGUACUGGUUCAGAAACAACUGGUACUGCCAUUUUUGAUUAUGAGCCCCUUCACACAAAAACUGGUAUUGCUCAUCGUGCACUCAAGCCUUUACUUGGUAUUGUUGACCCUUUAAAUACUCGUAGUAUGCCUUCUCAAGUUCAUUUGGCUAGUGGUUUAGAUGUUUUAUGUCAUGCUCUCGAAUCCUAUACUGCCUUGCCAUAUAACCAACGUUCUCCUCGUCCUAAAGAUCCUAUUGAGAGACCUGCUUAUCAAGGUUCUAACCCUAUUAGUGAUGUUUGGUCUCUUCAUGCUUUGAAGAUGGUUGUUGAUUAUUUACCCCGAGCCGUUAAGGACCCUGAGGAUCAUGAAGCACAAGGCCAGAUGCUUUUAGCUGCUACUUUUGCUGGUAUUGGUUUUGGUAAUGCUGGUGUACAUCUUUGUCAUGGUUUGAGUUAUCCUAUUAGUGGUUUGAACAAGAACUAUAAGCAUCCUGGCUAUAAUGUCGAUCAUGCUAUUGUUCCUCAUGGUGUCUCUGUUGCUUUAACUGCACCAUCCGUUUUCCGCUUUACAUCUGCUGCAUGCCCCGAUCGUCAUAUUGAUGCUGCUACCGCCUUUGGUGCCGAUCCUACUCAAAUUAAGGAAGCUAUGGCUGGUGAGGUUCUUGCCGAAAGAUUAACUCGAUUCCUUGAAGAUUUAGGAGUUCCAAAUGGUUUGAGUGCACUUGGCUAUGAUUCAUCUUAUAUUCCUGCUUUGGUUGAAGGUGCUUUACCUCAGCAUCGUGUUACUAAACUUGCCCCCACUCGUGAGCCAGCUCGUGAACAACUUGCUUCUAUCUUUGAGAAUUCGAUGAAGAAUUAUUAAGGAGGGAACAGUCAAGAAUAAUAAUAUAUUUGUAUCAUGUAUUUCGCUGUUUACUUUUCCCCCCUUUACUUUAUUUGUUAUGAGAUUUUAUAAAUAUUAUACAACAAAAAUUUGAUAAAAUAAAAAUACAUUUACAUAAUAA